This is a messenger RNA of Elephantulus edwardii (Cape elephant shrew), 1380 nucleotides long. It is a transcript of the gene OXSM, whose product is annotated as 3-oxoacyl-ACP synthase, mitochondrial. Gene Ontology annotation, biological process: fatty acid biosynthetic process. The coding region runs from base 1 to 1380 and encodes 459 amino acids. The transcript has 2 exons. NCBI's taxonomy places the organism in Eukaryota, Metazoa, Chordata, Mammalia, Macroscelidea, Macroscelididae. The record is from RefSeq and is a predicted model, not a curated record. Gene Ontology annotation, molecular function: 3-oxoacyl-[acyl-carrier-protein] synthase activity.
AUGUCCAACUACUUGGAAAACUUCCUAAAAGCGACGAGCCAUCAUCUUGUGUAUUCGAGAUUACCCCAGAGGUUAUUAAGAAGUAGAAGGUUUUUUGGAGCUGUCCCUCCAUCCGGCUUGAGAAGGCGAGUUGUCAUUACGGGCAUUGGCUUAGUCACGCCUCUUGGUGUUGGGACGCAGCUGGUCUGGGACCGUCUUCUCCGAGGAGAGAGUGGAAUCGUGUCCCUGGUUGGUGAAGAGUUCAAGAGCCUCCCCUGCAGUGUGGCUGCGUAUGUACCCCGAGGUGGUAAUGAAGGCCAGUUCAAUGACCUAAACUUCGUGUCCAGUUCUGAUCUCAAGUCCAUGUCUUCUCCCACUGUGAUGGCCGUCAGUGCUGCAGAGUUAGCCCUGAAAGAUUCUGGCUGGUGUCCCCAGUCCGAAGCUGACCGGGUGGCCACCGGUGUUGCGAUUGGCAUGGGAAUGGUUCCUCUUGAAGUUGUCUCAGAAACGGCUUCGACGUUUCAGACAAAAGGCUACAACAAAGUCAGCCCGUUCUUUGUGCCCAAGAUUCUGAUCAAUAUGGCAGCAGGCCAGGUCAGCAUUCGCCAUCAACUCAAGGGCCCCAAUCACGCCGUCUCCACAGCCUGCACCACAGGAGCACAUGCUAUAGGAGAUUCUUUUCGCUUUAUAGCCCACGGCGAUGCUGAUGUGAUGGUGGCUGGCGGCACAGACUCAUGCAUUAGUCCCUUAUCUCUUGCCGGAUUCUCCAGAGCUCGAGCUCUGAGCACAAACCCUGAUCCUAAGCUAGCAUGUCGACCCUUUCAUCCUGAGAGAGAUGGUUUCGUGAUGGGAGAAGGAGCUGCGGUCCUUGUGCUGGAAGAACAGGAACAUGCUCUUCGAAGAGGGGCCCGAGUUUAUGCAGAAAUCCUGGGCUAUGGACUCUCAGGUGAUGCUGGUCACAUAACUGCCCCAGAUCUGGAGGGAGACGGCGCUUUCAGAUGCAUGGCUGCCGCUGUUAAAAAUGCUGGCAUACAAGCUGAAGAAAUAACUUAUAUUAAUGCCCAUGCGACUUCCACACCACUGGGAGAUGCUGCUGAAAACAGAGCUAUCAAGCGUCUUUUCAAGGACCAUGCUUAUGCCCUGGCCGUUUCUUCAACGAAAGGGGCUACCGGACAUCUGCUGGGAGCUGCGGGGGCUGUGGAGGCGGCUUUCACGGCUCUGGCUUGUUACCAUCGAAAACUGCCACCUACUUUAAACCUGGAGCGUAGAGAACCAGAGUUUGAUCUCAACUAUGUCCCCCUGAUAGCCCAGGACUGGAAAACUAAAAGAAGAUGUAUUGGGCUUACCAAUUCCUUUGGUUUUGGUGGAACGAACGCAACACUAUGUAUUGCUGGAGUGUAG